Molecule: messenger RNA, 5739 nt
Organism: Petromyzon marinus (sea lamprey)
Lineage: Eukaryota; Metazoa; Chordata; Hyperoartia; Petromyzontiformes; Petromyzontidae
Product: protein numb homolog
Biological process (GO): positive regulation of neurogenesis
Cellular component (GO): cytoplasm
Source: RefSeq, a predicted model, not a curated record
AAGUGCAGAAGGGGGCGCGAUGCAGCCUCCUCAGUUCCGCGCCCGACACGGGGGCGGCAGCCCGCCACCACAGCUCUUGUUUCCCCUCAGUUCGCUUUUUGUGGGUUUUUUUUAAAUUUUGUUUUGUUUUGCUUUUUUAAAACAAAACAAAUAUUGAUUUGUUCACGACGACGAUAGCCCGACGCGGCGGAGGACUUUGAGCGGAGAUUUAGUGUUGUGGCUCUCGCUACGUUUGGACGAGUUUUGGUUUAUGUUGUCGUCGUCGUCGUUGUCGGAAGACGGCGGCGGCGUUCGCCUGAGGCCUGGAGUGAGCUGCUCCCCUCCCAGAGGCCUGCCCUUACCUUGAUUCUGCACAGGGCUCUGUUGUGAUUUGCUGAGGCGUCCGCUCAAGCAACGUAUCCGGAGAACCAAAGUCUUCUGGGUCCAACUGUCAGAGACUGAUGGGCAUCCUGUGUGAAGGUGGACAUCGGCAUUCGUGUGCGCCGAAGUGAAUGUGGAAUAUCCGUUCAAGGUGUACCACUGGUUGAAAGCUGUCCAACUUCUGGCUCGGUGACGCUGUCGUCAGCCACGUCUCUGAGCCAUACAGUGAAAACAAAGACAUCAAGGAGCAUUCUUAGCCUCUCCCAAGAUGAUGAACAGACUGCGCCAGAGUUUUCGGAGAAAGAAGGAAAAAGGUGUUCCAGAAUCCAGCCGGCCCCACCAGUGGCAGACUGACGAGGAGGCAGUGCGCCAUGGUCAAUGCAGUUUCCCAGUCAAGUACCUUGGAGCAGUGGAGGUGGAUGAAUCAAGGGGAAUGCACGUGUGCGAGGAUGCCGUCAAGAGGCUUAAAUCUGUCGGGAGAACAAAGGUGCGAGCAGUAUUGUGGGUUUCUGCAGACGCUCUCCGAGUCGUGGCUGAUCUGACAAAGGAUUUGAUUGUGGACCAGACGAUCGAGAAGGUGUCCUUCUGCGCUCCGGACAGGAACUACGAGCGAGCCUUCUCCUAUAUCUGCCGCGACGGCACUACACGUCGUUGGCUUUGCCACUCUUUCAUGGCCGUCAAGGACUCUGGCGAGCGCUUGAGCCACGCCGUGGGCUGCGCCUUCGCCGCGUGCCUGGAGCGCAAGCAGAAACGCGAGAAGGAGUGCGGCGUGACGGCCACAUUCGACGCCAGCCGGACCUCGUUCACCCGUGAGGGCUCUUUCCGCGUCAUGACCGCCACGGAGCAGGCCGAGCGGCAGGAGGCCUUGCGGCAGAUCGAGGAGCAGAAGCGUGCAGCCGGUGUCGCUAAUGGGCACGAAAACGGUGGUACGGGGGAUGCAGUGGUGGUGGCGGCGGUGGCGUCAUCAGCCCCGAUUGAAGUUGUUAAUCAGGUGGUCUCCAGCGGUCCGUCGGAUGGGGGCAGCGUCCUCGCCAUCCCGCGCCGGCAUGCCCCCAUCGACGAACUCGUGCGGCAGGGUUCCUUCCGUGGCUUCCCUGCGCUGCUGCAAAAGAGUUCGCCCUUCAAGCGCAACCUCUCGCUCCGCCUCAACGACCUGCCCUCCACGCUGCAGCGCAAGACCGACUUUCAGCUCCUCAACAAGGUGCCGGAGGUGGAAUCGCCAAACAGCCCCGAACCGCCCAGCGCAGACGGUAUUCACGCCCUUUGCUCCCAGAUAACGAGCAGCUUCCCUCCCGCUGAGGAUCCAUUCUGCGCCGUUCCCAUGUCCCGGCCAAACGUUCCUGGUGUGGCCACCCUGCCUUUAGCUAACACCGUGCCUUCCGCGUUUCCUGUAACCAACUCUAAACCCCCCGUUUCCCCGCACUCGACCGUUGCACCCGUGCGCGACGUCAAUCCUUGGAGUCACGCCUCCUCUGUCACUGUCGGUACAGCAGGUACAAGCACCACUGUGGGACCGGCCUUCAACCCCGGACACCGGAGAACGCAGUCUGAAGCAGAGCGGUGGCUCGAUGAGGUCGCCAAGUCCACGCAAAACCAGAAGCAACCACAUGGGCAGGUGCUGCCCCCCGGGGUCACGCCACCCCAUGGCCUGUCCCCUACGCAAAUGCAGCCUGUUGGGUCAUUGCCAGGUGGGGUACCCUCUGCUGCGUUUGCCAUGCAACAUCAUCAUCAUCAUUACCAGCCAGUGGCGGUGGCAGCAGCAGCAACCUCUUUCCCAGGCCACUUUACGGUGAACGGUGGUGGCCAGCAGCAGUACAGCACAGGGCCGACACCCAGUAUGACGCCCUCGCAGAUGGUGGUCAGCGCGUUCACGGUCGCAAGUAAUCCCGGGGCGGCAGCAGCAGCGGUGGGACAGCCCACACAAUCUCUGUCUCAAUUCAACAGCAACCUCAACAAUUCAACGCAGGCUGCUAAGCCCAGUUUGCCUGCCGGUGGCUUCGGUGGGAAUGCUGCGUCCGCCUUUACAAAUGGCAAUGGGGUUUCGGCAGGCGAAGACCAGUUUGAGGCGCAGUGGGUUGCGCUGGAGACCAGGCAUAAACAGCAGCAGCACAAUCCCACUCAGCAGCAGCAGCAGCCGCAACGCUUUACCCCGUCUCCGACAAACCCUUUCAGCAGCGAGGUUCAGAAGACUUUCGAGAUUCGCAUCUGAUUAUACCGUUUCCUUACCCUUGGCACUCAUGUCCAUGCUGCAUCAAUUUUUAGUUCCAAUUUUCUUAAUUUGCUUAAAGCUUCUCUUUUAAAAGAAUAACAGCGGCUUGGGAUUUGUAGGUUCUUUAACAGUUAAGAACAUUAAGGCAGUAGAGAGAUGAUAGAAUGGCACAAAACCUCUGGUAUUAUCAAACAACAAUUACAAUUGUCUUAAACCGAAAAAACCAACACACACAAACCCAUAUCUUAAAUGAUGACAUAGCACAGUUUUAUUUUCUUCGUGCCUCUUGGAAAUGCCAUUGUAGCUUUUGACAGAAAGUGCUGUUUGUUUUAUAACUGUAAAAAUAAAUGUUUCAAAAUGGUGCAGCGUUAAAGAAAUGUUAGGAUGCCCAGUGACCGUUUGGGGUCGGGUGAGUUAUCAGCCAUGGUUACUUAUUCACAAGUGUGUGUAGUCACUAGAUAUCUUUUUUACAGUUCACGGACAUUGAUCAAUGUAUGAUAGCAAAGCCUGUACUCGCGCAGGGUAAUGCCUGCAAUUAUUGCAGUGCAAAUGAUACAUUCGAGUCUUCUCAUAUUUUUCUUAUUAUUUUAGAAUUUUUAAUUGUCUGCGUAGAAGCAAUGAAUGAGUUAUCUGUAAAAUGUAAACAAAUUUACCAAUUUAUACACCAAACUAUACCAUUUGUCAAAAAAAUGCCGUUAUCUUAUUAUAACUGCAGAAACAUGUCCUUGUGUAAUUAUAUAAUGGGCUUGGGAUAAAUUAUAGAAUUAGCCUUCUCUACUGUUGACCUUUAAACUUAGUUAACAUAACCUGACCUUUUCAUAAUUAGAUUGACAAUGAUCGUAGCAUGGUUAUUUAUAUACUGUAUUGGGUGUCAUAACUAUUUAAUUUUCAUUUACCCUUCCCAUCAGUAACUUUUUAACACUCGCUUUAUACUUUUUAAACAGAGGUACAAAUUUAUCACAGCUAAAAUUAGGCCUAUUUUAAUAAAAAUGUUACUUUGGACAAAUGCGUUUAAAGGGCAUGGCCACUUUGGUUUGUGUACGUGUAUAUAUUCGCCUAAAGAAAACAAUUGAAAUUUAUUAGAUACGCAUUAUAAUGGGUCUCUUAACAUGGUCUGUAAUUACAUUUAUUGCAGUUUUUUUGCUGCAUCUUAUUUUAUUAAAGUGAAAUAGACUAUAAAUUUAGCACUCACACUUUCUUUCUGGGUAAUGCAAACAGCUUUGAACAAAAAGUGCAUUAUUGCAAUGAAAUGUUUCAUUUACUGUUCAUAAAAGAAAAGAAAAACAUUGUUCAAAUGGAUAUAUGAAUGAAAUAGUAUAUUUCUCUUUCGUUAUAGCAUUUACAUCUUUAGCCAUUCAUGGACAUUGCAACAGUGGCGUGAUAGUGGAGGAGGGAUAAACAGCUUAACACAUGACAUGCUGUGGCCCAGUUGUUUCAAAGUAUAACAGGGUCUUGAGAAAAGAGUGUCUUGUCCAUUGAAGGUUCCACUGCACCAUGCGAAUGAUCGCUGGCAACACAAAGCGGUGUGAUGCAGGCAGGCGGAACACGGGUGCGUACGAGUGCACAGCCCAUGGCGCUGCGCAGCUGUAACAAGGGGAACUUUGACACAAUGCAGUCCGGGUGAACAUUAACCCCUUGUUGAUGGAGACCCUUGUUCAGUGUCAUUAAGAGAACGUUGUCCAACCUACAUGGAUUUAUUGGCAAGCAUUGUCAUGAUCGUCCCUAUGCUGAACACGUGUGUGUGUGUGUCACGUGAAAAAGCGCUAUUUUUACAUCUUAAUUUGCCAAAAUGUGAAGUUAACUGCAUAAACUACUGAGUUAGAUUAUAUAUGCAGGUGAUGGGAUUGGAUGAGCUUUAUUUCUUGUGUAAUUCUACAGAAUAUCUUGGUAAAGGCACUGCUAGUGUAGUUUUAUAGGUAUAAUGUUCAUGCAGUGAUUUUUAGGUUUGCUGUUGUGACACUGAUGACAAAGCCGACGCUAAAAAAAUAUUUUUAUGAGUGUGAUUCUAAAACGUACAGCGUAUAUGUGCCCGAUACAGUAGAUUUGAGGUCAUGUGGGUGUUUAGGUGAAAUUGCUAACUUUUUAUAUAUUUUGAUACAAAAAUAUAUAUCCCUAUAAAAAAUGUCAAAGGCCUUAACUGCUGUAUGUGGUACAGUCAGUUGCAGAUUAAAAUAUUUCUAACUUUGUUAGGACAUGAUUUUAAAAAAGUUUGUCACCAAAAAAACCAACCUAAAGUUUAACAUUUUAACUAUUGUGCUGGCCCACGGGUUUAUAACACGACGUUGUGGUGACAUACACUUAGAAACUUGAAGGGUUAUUUGGAUGUCCAUUGUAUUUCAGGUAAGCCAAUUGUGUAAAUCGUGGAUAUGAAAUGAAUUCAUUUCAAAUCGGACACUGAAAUCUUACAAUUUCAAUACACGAAUUUUCUACAUUCUAACAGGGUUCCACAACUUGGCAGCAGAAAAAAAUAUAGGUGUUGCAUUAAAUUUCGUUUUUUAAUCGAAGAGAUGUUAUAUGACACACCGUUAUUGUUCGCUGGCUUUGUAAAGACCCUUUCACACUAGUCAAGUUGUUUUCUUUACAUGCAAUGUGUCGUGGAGACAUUUUCAGUAUGGAGCAAAUUAGACUUGUGUGUGGCAUUAAAUACUGUUUUAUCCUUGGGAAAUUGUGAUUUCAGACCGCCUUUGAUGAACUGUGUCCUGGCUUUAUGCCGUUGGUGGUGGCUGGCCAUGUAUUGAUAUCUGCAUUGCACGGAUUUUCGGAAUUCCAUCGUGCACCGUUUUAGCUUGUCCCAAGUUGCACACGUUACAGGCCACAAAUCUUUCUUUGCUCCUGAUAAGAGAACUUGCCAAGUGUGUGAAGGCCUUAUACAGUGUUUUUUUACUCUUACCUCACCUGUAAUCAGUUAAUGAUACUAAUACGAUGGAUUUUAUGUAAUACAAGAAUCGAUGUUUAUAAAAUGAAACGUACUGCUGUUUUAAAAUUGCUAAAUUGAGACAAAUCCUAGUACCCAUGAGUUAAAAUCGUUUUUCAGCAUUCUUGUUAAGUAUAUCAUACAAACCACUUUGCGUACUUUUAUGGGUGCAUGUGCUCUUACAAGCUUCUGUAUUUAAUGGCAAAGUAUUUAGAGCAGUCCAGACAUUCAAAGAAUAAACAACUUUGAAAUCCAG